UCCGUAGAAUGCGUCAUUACGCACGAAACUGAAAGUUCCGGCAGUGCAGUGGCAGGACUGCGAGAACUGGAGAAAUGGAGAUCUGGCAAAGUUUACCUCUGGACUGUCUGAUUAGUAUUUUCUCACUUCUUCAUGAUGAAGAUUUAAUCAGAGCAUCCACAGUUUGUAAGGAAUGGUAUCAUGCUGCAGAGACGCCAUGGCUUUGGAGGAGAAUGUGUCUGCAGAGAUGGAGUUUCUGCAAUGUUUCUCAGCUGCUCUCGGACGCGGGAACACACUCGUGGAAGGCUUAUUACCUGCGCCGCUCUCACCUGGAGAUGAAGAUGAAAACAGGCAGGUCCUGUGCAGACUACACAUGCAAAAGCCUGCGAGGCCAUAAAGGCAAGAUUGUUGGUUUUACAUACCUGGUAGGAAACGACGGCUGCUCAGACGUGUGGAAGCAGACACCAGUGGUGUGCAGUGCAUCUACAGACGGCACAGUCAAAGCAUGGGACAUUCACAAGGGUGUUAAUUUAUGGUCCAGCCCUGCUCAGAGCCCCAUGCAGGACAUCACAGUUGAUCCGCUGCAGGCCGUUGUUAUCACUUCUGAUAACACGGGAACAAUCAAAACCUGGCAGGGUGCGACUGGAGAGGAGGUGGGCUGCUUCCAGUCAGGAUACUCGAAGACCACGCUGCUGUCAUUCAACAACAGAGACAGCUCUUUCCUCGUGGUGGGAAGUGUUCUAGGGUCUCUGGUGGUCUUGACUUGCCCUGCGCUGUCUGAAGUCUCCAGGCACGUGGUGUGCGACUCCUUCAGUUUAAACCUCCUCCGCUCAUCACCAGAUCAAAAAUGGAUAUUCACUGCCUCCAAAGAAAAUGUUGACUUGAGCCCGAAGGUUUUCUACAGUGACAGUGUGUGUUUCCCUGCUGAAAAUGAGGACAGUCUGUAUCACAGUCUGCCAGUCACUGGCUGUUGUGCUGCUUUGUUUCUGCCGUCUCAACCCUCACGGCUCGCAGUCAUCCAUUCUGAUGGCCGCUUCAACAACAACACACUCUCAGUCUUUGACCUUACCAUGAAGGAGUCCAAAUACAAAAAGGAGACACAAGCUCAGCAAGUCGCCUCUUUUCAGGUGGCACUAAGCCAUCGUUCGGACGUCAUUCUGGAGGCGAGAGGAAGCAGCACUCUUCUAGUUACAGACGGAAACCAUCUGAAGGUCUACACAUUUAAAGGAGAACUUGUUGCUAGUUUUGAAGACCAUUUACAGCCAAUCACUGCUCUUUGUGUGGACAGUUUUAGGGUGGUGACAGCAUCUCGUGACCUGUCCCUCAGAAUACUGACCUGGAGAAACGAUCCAGAACAUGGACUUGCACUUGAAAGCCAAUAUCAUUUGCUCGGAGGCUCCUUCACAAGAUCCAGAGGAUUCACCAACGUUGCCUGUGAUUAUUCGACUAUUGUGGGCUCUGUGGAGUCUGUGGAUGGGAACGAUGUUCUGAAGGCUUAUACCUUUGAUUUCUGACCUCAAAACCACCAGAUGUAUUGAGAUCUUUUGUACUUACUGACUAGGGCUGCUUUUCCCAAAAACAUCGUAAGCCCCUGAGUAGAUCGUAGAUCCAUUGCCACCAAUGGUCUCUACAAUCAACUUAGCUUACGAUGCUUUUGAUAAACACAACCGAGAUCCAUGUAUAGCAUGAGAUGCUCUUAGAAUAAUGAGACAAUUAAAAAUGGUUUUGGAUAUCAAAAAGGUUACAGGGAAUUGUGGGAUUGUUUGCAUAAAAUAUAUAACUAUAAUAUGACUAACUUUUCCUCUUUGCAAUAAAGCUAAUCUCAAAAGA
Molecule: messenger RNA, 1809 nt
Organism: Carassius gibelio (silver crucian carp)
Lineage: Eukaryota; Metazoa; Chordata; Actinopteri; Cypriniformes; Cyprinidae
Gene: fbxw12
Product: F-box and WD repeat domain containing 12
Exons: 10
Coding region: 75-1493 (472 amino acids)
Molecular function (GO): protein binding
Source: RefSeq, a predicted model, not a curated record